Molecule: messenger RNA, 3777 nt
Organism: Pundamilia nyererei
Lineage: Eukaryota; Metazoa; Chordata; Actinopteri; Cichliformes; Cichlidae
Product: protein NLRC3-like
Exons: 9
Coding region: 225-3320 (1031 amino acids)
Molecular function (GO): protein binding
Source: RefSeq, a predicted model, not a curated record
UUUAGUAAGCAGCCAUGCAUUCGUCUUCUGGUCUGUUAGAUUUAAUGGUGUCUUAGCAGAUUUGUAACAGUAAAAAAUAGGGUUUGUUUAAUGUAUUUAUUGACCAUCUAGUUGACUGUUUGGAAGCAAAUAUCUUCAGUGAACAGUCAGAGAUGUUAAAGACUGAGGACAAGGAGUAUUCCCUGACAGAAACUACAUGAGGAUUAAAGUACUGUAAAAAGAAAAUGGACCAAUCAAUCGUUAGUAAUAAAACAGAUGAUUUCUCUGAAGUUCCCUUUAUUCAGGCUGCAGUUCAUCACUUCCAGCCAAACUACACUGCACAGAGUGGUGGCAACGUGGUUGCUCCUUCCAUAAUUGGUUCAAAUGUUGGCAACAUAAACAUCAAUAUCUUCUCAGCAACGCAAGAGUGUAAAGAGGACCUCAACAAUGACCAUACAGACAGCUGUGGUGCUCUGCUGCCUGAAAUUGACAAGGUUGCAGAAAGUCAACAAAACCUGAAAGCCACUCUGAGGAGGAAGUUCAGCCACAUUCUCGAGGGGCAGGCGACAGAAACAAACAAAAUCUCUCUCAAUAACAUUUACACAGAGCUCUACGUCACCGAGGGAGGAAGCGGCGAAGUCAACAAGGAGCAUGAGGUGAGACACAUCGAGACGACACCCAGGAUCCAUGUGGGCCAGGAAAAAUCAAUCCACUGCGAUCACCUGUUCACUCCUCUGCCUGAACGUGGCUGUGACAUAAGGACUGUCGUCACACGGGGAGUUGCUGGCAUUGGAAAAACUGUUUUGACCAAUAAAUUCACUCUGGACUGGGCAGAGGAGAGAGCAAAUGAAAACCUAGAAUUUGUAUUUCCACUGUCGUUCCGAGAGCUGAACUUGAUGAAGAAGAAAAACUUCAGUCUAGUGGAGCUUCUUGUUGUGCUUUUCCCUGAAAUUAAAGACAUAGAAAUUUUCACUAAUGUGAAAAAAAACAUGCUCUUCAUCCUCGAUGGCCUGGAUGAGAGUCGCCUCUCUCUGGACUUCAACAGAUGUGAAAUACUGUCAGAUGUGACUCAAACUACCACAAUUGCCGUAUUAAUGACCAACCUCAUUAGGGGCAGAUUGCUCCCUAUGGCUCUCGUGUGGAUCACAUCACGCCCCGUAGCUUCCAGUCAGAUCCCAGCGAACUGCAUUGAUCUAGUGACUGAAGUUCGAGGUUUCAACAACCUGCAAAAAGAUGAAUACUUCAGGAGGAAAAUUAGUGAUGUGAACUUAGCAAACCGGGUGAUAGCACAUGUGAAAACCUGCAGGAGCCUUCACAUCAUGUGCCACAUACCAAUUUUCUGCUGGAUGGCAGCGACUGUUUUCGAGAAAAAUAUGGCUACAAAAGAGAGCAAAGACACACCAAAGACUCUCACUCAAAUGUACAUACACUUCUUAUCCUUGUGUGAGGAGGCAAUGAAGAAAAGGCUGACAGGAAGAAGGGAGUCAAAUGCUGACUGUGUGAGAGCUAAUCUCCUGGCUUUAGGAAAGCUGGCUUUCCAAGAACUCGAGAAAGGCCACCUGAUCUUCAAUGAAAGCGACCUAAAGCUGAAUGGUAUCGAUACUGAGCAGGCAUCCAUGUUCUCAGGAGUCUACACACAGAUCUUCCAUGAGGAGAUGACAGUGUGCAAGGAGAAGAUGUUUUGCUUCGUGCAUCUGAGUGUCCAGGAAUUCUUUGCAGCGUUGUACGUCUUCCUCACGUUCCACAACGACAACGUUAACGUCCUGGUGAAGUUGUCCGCGUCACGACGCUUUCUAUCCAGACCAUCUGACCUCAUCCUCUACAAAGAAGCAGUGGAAAAGGCUUUGCGGAAUGAGAAAGGAGAUUUUGACAUGUUUCUACGCUUCCUUUUGGGGCUGUCCCUGGAGUCCAAUCAGACGCUGCUGAAACAUCUAAUGGUCAACAACCGAACACAACAAAAGACAAGAACCGAAAUCGUUAAACACAUAAAGGAGAAGAUCAGGUCCAAUCCAUCACCAGACAGGUGCCUCAAUCUCUUCCACUGUCUGAACGAGCUGAAUGACCACUCCCUCGUGGAGGAAAUUCAGAGCUACCUCAGCUCAGGUAGCCUUAACAGAGCCAAUCUUUCACCUGCCCAGUGGGCCACACUAGUUUUUGUAUUACUGACAUCAGAAGAAGAGCACAGUACGUUUGAACUGGGCAACUACACCAGGUCAGAGGAGGGUCUUCUCAGGCUGCUACCUGUCGUGAAAACAGCCCAAGUAGCAAAUCUGAAUGCAUGCAACCUUACGUUGACCAGCUGUGAGAACCUGGCGAAUGCCAUCAGUUCAUCCCAACUUAGAGAACUGGACUUGAGUAACAACAAUCUGACAGAUGUAGGACUAAUGAAGCUCUCCAGUGGGUUGAGGAACAGCAAAGUGGAGACGCUCAGACUGAGGAGCUGUAGCCUAACAGAACGCAGCUCCAAUGACCUGGCAUCAUUUGUCAGCUCUGCCUCUUGCCUGCUAAAACUACUGGACCUGAGUGAUAAUGAGUUUCACGAUUUAGGAGUUAGAAGGUUUUCUGAUGGACUGAGGAGCUCUGACUGUAAACUGGAAACCCUCAAUUUGUCCCUGUGCAGUGUGGGAGAAGAGGGCUGCAUUUUCUUGGCAUCUGCUUUAAACUCAUGCCACCUGAGAGAGCUGGACAUGAGCUACAACCACCCAGGGAACUCAGGGUUGAAUCUUCUAACAGCUCUGAAAGAGGACCCACAAUGCAGCCUGGUGAAACUCAGCAUGGACCAGUGUGGUGAGUUCCGGAUUCAGCCAGGUCCAAAGAAAUAUACCAUCAAACUCACCCUGGACCCAAACACAGCACAUAAAGAUCUUUCUCUAUCCGAGGAAAACAGGAAAGCAACACGCUGGACCAAGCAGCCAUAUCCAGACCAUCCAGAAAGGUUUGAUUUCUGGCCUCAAGUGUUGUGUAGAGAAGGGCUCACAGGACGCUACUACUGGGAGGCGGAGUGGACUGGGAGAGUCUUCAUAGGAGUAGCCUACAAACGAAUACCCAGGAAGGGAGAGACUGAUGACUGCUGGUUAGGUCGAAAUAACUCCUCCUGGGGCUUGAACUGCAACAAAGAUGGAUACAAAGCCUUGCACAAAGGCACAGGCAUUCCUAUAACCACCAAACCCAACUCCAACAAAGUAGGAGUAUUCCUGGACUGGUCAGCAGGGAUGCUCUCCUUUUACAUGCUCUCCUGUGGUUCCCUUAAACUCCUCCACACCUUCCACACUACCUUCGAUGAGCCUGUUUACCCCGGGUUUCACCUUGGCUGGGUGGACUCAAAGGUUUAUUUGUGCUAAGUAUCGCCAAUCUGCUUUUCUGAUCUGGAGACACCCGAGAAUUCUGUUUCAUCUAAAUGCUGGACUUCUGAGCCCGAUGCCCAUAAUGUGAUAAAAGAGCUGCAGCUAAUUUCAAAUUACACCAGGAUUCUUUUUGGUUGCUAUUAGCCAUAUUGGCUCUGUAUGGAAUGGUAAUUCUGGACAGUUCAGAACUUUGGAUUCAAGCUGAAACAUUGCAUUGUAUAUAUUUCCAUGAAAUGAGUGACAAUGAUACUAGUGAUGUGAGCUUUUCAGAUAACACCACACUGUGUGGUCUUAAAGGAACGAAACAAGGUUGACUGUGAUCAGUACCUAGCCUGCUGUGAAGGUGCUUCUGUUAUUCACUGUGAUGUUUAUUUAGAUGACAUCACGUUUAAAAUGUACUUACCAGAAAAACUGAACUUUAAUCUCUUUAGAGCAGGGUCUCAAACUUAAAUGA